Messenger RNA from Humulus lupulus (European hop), 7595 nucleotides. RefSeq lists its product as uncharacterized. NCBI's taxonomy places the organism in Eukaryota, Viridiplantae, Streptophyta, Magnoliopsida, Rosales, Cannabaceae. The record is from RefSeq and is a predicted model, not a curated record. The coding region runs from base 143 to 1219 and encodes 358 amino acids. The transcript is spliced from 8 exons.
UUAAGGAUAAUAAAUUGGAAUGAAAAAGGGCAUCCAGUUGGUACUAACUCAGUGCAAUUUUCUUCUUUUGUGGGCGCUCUUGUGCGAGAGGUUGUUCCUUACACUAUUUCAGAUUGGAGGAAAGUUUCACCAAUGAUGAGAGAUGUUCUUUGGGCAUCUAUUCAGGCACAAUAUGACUUACAUGAUGAUUGGCAAAAAAAAGAUGUGCUUUGAAAUGAUGGCAGAACUAUGGAGAGCUGGGAAAUCUAGACUUGUAGAGGAUAUUGUCAAUGAAAAAAAUGAGAGUGAACGACUAGCCUUAAAGCCGGAUUGCAUAAAAAGUGAUGUAGAAUGGAGAGCAUUUGUUGCCAAAAAAAUUAGUAAAGAACAUUUGGAUAUAAGGGCCAAAUGCCAAGAGAAAAGAAAGAAAGUUGUUCCACACACUUUAAGUCGAAGAGGAUAUGCUCGAACAAUUGAUGAUAUGAAGAAAGAAAAUGAGGAUGGUAAAAUAUCUAGAGUCAAUGCUUUUCGGAUAGCCCAUACCAAGAAGAAUGGUGAACCUGUAAACCUAACGGCAUCUGAUAUUUUUGGUUCAUUGAUUGAGAUUCUCGUUGAAGACCUAAAAUCUGGAACUACAGACAACGCUGAUGAGGAUGCCUUGACAAAAUUGUUUGGUAACCCAAAAUCUGGUUGUUUAAUCGGACAAGGAAGAGGCGUGACAAGGUCAAAGCUAACUGUUGUUAAUAUGUGUAAUAGCAAGAUCUCCAAGUUAGAAGAAGAGCAACAUAAUAUGAAGCUCAAAAUGACUGAAAUGAUGAAUCUACUUAAAGAACACUUGGUUGGUGGUAAAGUGACACCAAGCGAAGGACAGUCUCGCAAUGUACCGCAGUCAAACAAUAUUCAGUCCCCUAAGAGUAUUGCACUAGAAAAAAGACAUAACUUUACAGAAGGGAAGAAUGCUUGCUACUUGCUUGACUGGGCAGAUGCAAUUGUUGCUGACGGUCGUUGGGAUUCUAGUGAUCCAAAUAUAACUGUACAUGGAAAGCCUCUUGGACCAGACUUUAUGCGAGUAUGGGUUGAUGUUGCUAUUGUACCAGAGUCUUACUUAUUUCAUCCUAAUCAUGCGAUGCUUACAAUACAAGAAGUAGUUGGUUCCACAAUUGCAUGGCCUUCUAAAAAAGUUAUUCCAAGAGUUAAGUAUGAACGGAGCUUUAACCUACCAAGAUAUCCGAGCCAUUAAGGCUUUAAAAAGAAUAAGGGAGCCAAGAAAGACCGUAGGAGCACUAGAAAGGAUCACUCGAAGAUUGCUCUUGUUCCACCAAGAGAUAGGUCACCUUUAAGAGUCUAAGCAAAUAAUGUUAAGAUCAACGGAACAAUAUGUACUAAUAAUUAGGCUAUUUAAAGAUUUCCAUCCUAUAAUAGCAACCUUAGAAGAAAUAUGGGAAACCAUGAAUGAUGAGGAUGAACUGCCAUUAGCAAUGCGUUAUUAUUUCCUCUUAGUUAGGUUCACUGCGAAAUUCGAGUUUCAAUUCACAAAUGAGCAAAAACAUAGGAUUCUCACAAACCUUCCUAGAGGACAUUUUGAUGCACAUGACAAUGAUGAUUAUGAGGAGAUAGAUGAUGAUAUGCUAGAUGAAGGAUCAGAUGUAGAAGAUCCCGAUUUUUAGAAUAGUAGUUUUCAUUGUUUGUUUUAUUUCUUUCUUUAUUUUGUGACUGUAAUAUGUGAAAAUUAUUUUUCCAAAUGAAUAACAUGCUAUUUUAUUAUCAUGUAUGAGUUUGAUUUUAUUUUCGCAAUCAUAAUAAGUAAUAAAUAAAAUGAAUAAUGACUAAGUUCGGUGAGGGUGGAUACAAAUCAAUGAACCAAGUUUCCUUAUUGAGAGUUAGGGGGCCUUAGUAGUGGGAAUGAUUUUACUGAUCCCAGCCCUCCCUCAAUAUGGUUAACUUUGGAACAAAGAUAAGUUUCGAGCCUGAGAAUUUAGUCAUAUAGGAUGAUUAGAAACACACUUAGAAAAUAAAGAUUACUUGUUUUUCUAAGUAUAGAAACCCACUCUAAAUAAUAAAUAAAGACUUAUAUAAUUUUUUCAUAAAAAGUCAUAAUAGAUAGGUCCGAGAUAUGUUUGUUUUAGAAUAAGUUUUUUCCUUAGAGCCUAUUAGGGUAAGUUCUAACAUGUUUCUUUCAACUGUUAGAACUCUGCUACGAUGUCGCUCCGAAGAUCUGCACGCACCAACGGAAACGCCUCCAACGAUGUUCCAGCGACCAAUGAAGUCCCUCCAGUUCACCGAAGGGGAGUGCGUGCUACUGCCCGCCGCAACGCGCCGGCACCGCCAGCUGACAACACUGCAGAGAUUGCCAGACUGCGAUAGCAAGUCGAGGAACUUUUGCAACAACAACGCCAACAGGCUCAAACUCAGCCUCAGCCUCCGCCGCAGCCGCAGCCACAGCAAAUGGCCCCAGCACCCCAACAAGUUGGUCCAUAUGGGAGAUGGCCUAUGAUGAACUACGCGCCGUAUCCAGUACCGAACAUGGAGCCAGUGUAUGAAAGGUUCCGCAAGCAGCAUGCUCCAAACUUCGAAGGGACUACAGACCCCUUUGUGGCAGAAGAGUGGCUAAGGAAUGUGGAGCCGAUUCUGACACACAUGAACCUUAGUAAUGCGGACCGCAUAUCCUGCGUCUCGUCCUUGCUCAAGAAGGAUGCCAGGAUAUGGUGGGACUUGGUCCAGCAAUCCCAUGAUGCUGCCACCAUGACAUGGACCCGAUUUGUGGAGCUGUUCCACGAAAAGUACUACAACUCAGCUGUCCUCGCGUCAAGAGUUGAGGAGUUUGCCAACCUGAAGCAAGGAAAUUUAACAGUGGCAGAGUAUGCUCGUCAGUUCGACCGCUUAGCAAAGUUUGCAGCGGAGAUGGUUCCAACCGAUUUUCUGAGGGUGAACAAGUUUGUUAGGGGACUUCGACCGAAAAUCAAGAUGGGGGUUAAGCUAGCGAACCCGGGAAACACUACAUAUGCCGACGUUCUUAAGACGACAAUUGAAGUAGAAAGGUUGUAGGCCAAUGUAAGCAAAGAAGAAGCCAAUAAGCCUGAACCUAAACAGUAGAGCCAACCUCAGGCCAGUCGGAACAACAACAACCAUAAUGGCAGUAAUCGGUCCAGCAACAACGGUAACGGCCAGAAAAGACGGCAUCCGGAUAACAAGAAGUUCGACAGUGAUAAGAAGGCACGUACGAACAACGAAGGGAAUAGGCCGGGCUACGUGGAGUACCCGCCAUGUUCUAAGUGUCAGAAGAAGCAUCCUGGAGAAUGCCGCGCAAACACCAAGGAGUGUUUUAACUGUGGUCAAGAAGGGCAUCGUAAAAGAGAUUGUCCUCAGCAAAAGCCAGAAGGGAAGAAGGACGAAAAGAUGGUUCCUGCUAGGGUUUUUGCUUUAACCCAAGGAGAGGCCGAUGCUAGCAACAAGGUGGUCACAAGUCAGGUUUCUAUCCUCAAUAACUUAUGUCAUGUAUUAUUUGAUUUGGGAGCCACUCAUUCGUAUAUCUCGUUAGGAAUGAUAGAAAAACUAGACAAACCUAGUGAAAGAUUUAGAACUAGGUUUGUAACCGAGUUGCCUUCGGGCAAAGUAGUUCUAUCAUCACGAAUAGUACGAGGCGUACCAAUCAAGAUUGAGGACAUAGAACUAGAAGGAGACCUGAUAGAGCUAGUGAUCAAGGACUUCGACGUAAUACUAGGCAUGGAUUGGCUAGCACGGCAUGGCGCAACGAUCGACUGCAAACGCAAGAAGGUGAUGUUCGAGACUCCUGACGGCCAGAAACUAUGCUUCAUGGGACAAGCUUCAGGAUUGCGCACCCCGUUAGUGUCAUCUCUCAAAGCUCAGAGAAUGAUGGAGAAAGGAUGUCAAGCAUUCUUAGCUAGCAUCACGAACGUGGAAAGGGAGAUGCCGCUUAAGGUUGGAGACGUUCGUGUUAUACAAGAAUUUCCAGCGGUAUUUCCCGAUGACUUGCCAGGAUUGCCGCCAAAUUGAGAAAUAGACUUCACGAUAGAAUUAGUACUAAGCACCGAGUCUAUCUCUAAGGCACCAUACCGGAUGGCACCUAUGGAACUCAAGGAGUUAAAGAUGCAGCUACAAGAACUCUUAGACUUGGGUUUUAUUAGGCCAAGCCAUUCACCAUGGGGAGCACCGGUACUAUUCGUGAAGAAGAAGGAAGGAAGUAUGCGGAUGUGCAUAGACUAUCGUGAGCUGAACAAAGUAAUGAUUAAGAACAAGUACCCGCUACCUCGGAUUGACGAUUUGUUUGAUCAACUCCGAGGCGCAACGGUAUUUUCAAAGAUCGAUCUACGGUCAGGAUAUCAUCAGCUCAAGGUAAAGGGAGAAGAUAUUCCUAAGAUAGCCUUUAGGACUCGUUAUGGACAUUACGAGUUCUUGGUGAUGUCUUUUGGUCUUACUAAUGCACCAGCCGUGUUUAUGGACUUAAUGAAUAGGGUCUUCAAAGACUACUUGGAUAAAUUCGUCGUUGUGUUCAUCGACGACAUUUUAAUUUACUCCAAGGAUGAAGUAGACCACGAGGAACAUUUGAGGUUGAUUUUGACGCGAUUGAAGGAACAUCAACUCUACGCAAAGUUCAAUAAAUGCGAGUUUUGGCUUUCGCAAGUGGCGUUCCUCGGGCACAUUAUAUCGAAAGAUGGAGUUGCAGUAGACCCAUCAAAGGUAGAAGCCGUGAAGGAUUGGCCCAGACCAAAGAACGCAUCUGAAGUAAGAAGUUCCUAGGGCUAGCAGGUUAUUAUAGGAAGUUUGUAGAGGGCUUUUCUAAGAUAGCCACUCUGCUCACCAACCUGACCCGGAAGCAACAAAAGUUUAACUGGAAUGAUAAGUGUGAAGAAAGCUUCCAGUUGCUUAAGGAUAAGCUUUGCUCAACACCAAUACUCAGUGUACCGACACCCAACGAUAAGUUCGUUGUCUACUGUGAUGCAUCGAAGCAAGGAUUGGGUUGCGUACUAAUGCAAAAUGACAAGGUGAUAGCCUAUGCCUCACGACAGCUAAACGAGUACGAACAGCGCUAUCCAACUCAUGAUAUGAAGUUGGCAGUGGUGGUUUUUGCGUAAAAAAUCUGGCGCCAUUAUCUUUACGGAGAACAGUGCGAGAUUUAUACGGACCACAAAAGUUUAAAGUACUUCUUUACUCAGAAGGAGCUCAACAUGAGGCAGUGCAGGUGGUUAGAGUUAGUCAAGGAUUACGACUGAGAAAUCCUAUACCACCAAGGAAAGGCGAACGUGGUUGCCGAUGCGCUUAGUAGGAAAAGCUAUGGGAAUUUAGCAGCCUUAUCUGGAAUAGAAAAGCCGCUACAGCAGGAGCUUAUCAGUGCCGGAAUAGAAGUGGUUGUAGGCAAGCUGGCUAACUUGUCUAUCCAAUCGAAUCUGCUAGAGGACAUACGGAUUGGUCAGAUACAUGAUGAAUCGCUAGCAGCACAUAUGGAAGCAGUCAGAGAAGGCAAGAAUACCGAUUUCUCAAUAUCUAGCCAAGGCUUAUUGAGAUAUAAGGAUCGAGUAUGCGUGCCAAAUGAUCAAAGUAUUAAGAAGACAAUUCUGGAAGAAGCGCACAGCACUUCGUACUCAGUUCAUCCAGGGUCUACCAAGAUGACUCAUGACAUCAAGGCAAUCUAUUGGUGGCCAGGGAUGAAGGACAUAGCGGAGUAUGUAUCUAAGUGUUUGGUAUGCCAGCAAGUGAAAGCGGAGCAUCAGCGGCCUGCAGGUUUAUUGCAACCGCUUAGCGUGCCAGAAUGGAAGUGGGACGAUAUAUCCAUGGACUUCGUGACGGGUCUGCCAAAGACGAAUAAGCAGCAUGAUUCCGCUUGGAUAGUAAUAGAUAGACUAACCAAGUCAGCUCAUUUUUUGCCUGUUAAGACUUCAUACACGACAGACCAAUAUGCAGACGUCUACAUCCAAGAGAUAGUACGGUUGCAUGGAAUCCCCAAGACAAUAGUGUCAGAUAGAGGAUCGGUGUUUACAUCGAGAUUUUGGGGAAGCUUACAGGAAGCUAUGGGUACUAAGUUAAGUCUUAUUACAACUUUUCAUCCUCAGACUGAUGGGCAGUCCGAGCGUACAAUUCAGAUUUUAGAGGAUAUGCUACGCGCGUGUGUACUUGAUUUUCGAGGAUCAUGGAACAAGUACUUGCCGCUGAUCGAGUUCUCGUACAACAACAGCUACCAGUCAACGAUCGGGAUGGCACCUUAUGAGUUGCUGUAUGGAAGAAGGUGCCGAUCACCGUUGCACUGGGACGAGGUAGGAGAAAGGCAGCUUCUAGGGUCUGAAGCUGUUAGACAAGCUCAAGAAGCAGUAGCACUUAUUAGACAGCGUAUGCUUGCUGCUCAAAGUCGUCAGAAAAACUAUGCGGAUGCCAAGCGACGCGAUGUGGAAUUCCAAGACGAUUAUUCAAAUUAUUUUCACCUAAAAAGCUAUUAUUUUUAUUCAAGUAAAAUUAAGAUCCUUUCAUUCCUAAACUCUAUAAAUAGGACCUAGUACCUAGCCAUUAUUCACCCUUUACUCUAAGUUCAGAGGCUGCAAGUGCUAGGAGAGUGUGAGAGUUAAACACUUGGGUGGGGAAAUCAUAAGCUUUAUCAUCAUAAGCUUAUCAAACACUUGGGGAAGUAAGGUUUCAUAGUAUUUCGGUUCAAGGUUUAGAUUGGUCUACAAGUCUUCAAGGUAUUUCUAUACCUUAGUUCAUUGGUAUUAUGUUAUUUUCUUUCUCAUAGUCUUCUACUCAGUCUUCUAACCUUAUUCUUAUUUUGGUUAGGAAAUCUAAGAACUUGCACAUAAGUUUUUGGUAAGUAUGUUUCUCCAAGGUUUAGUCCUUCCGUUCCUUUCAUUUCUCUAUUUCUUCUAUAGACUCACCUUUUCUUAAUGGUUAUUAGGAGUGUUCCAAAGUCCCAACGCUGUCCUCUUGUCCCUGUAACUUUGGUAAGGAAAAUAGGAUAGAAAUUCUUAUGUUAUAUGUUUUACAUGUUAUCUUAUGUUUCUUAUGUUAUGAUAAGUGUUAUGAUAUGUAUGUUUGUAGGCUUGGGCAUAUGACCCAUAUGACUAACAAGACCCCAAAUAGAUUAUGGGCAUAUGACCUACUUAGCUAGUAAGACCCCACUAAUCUCAUGGGCAUAUGACUUGUUUAGUCUAUGGGACCCCAAGUAAUAAUGGCCAUUAUAGUAUGUGUAUGAUAAAGUGUUAUGUUAUGUCUUUAUGUUUCUUAUGAAAUUUAUGUAUAUGAACUAUGUGUUAGAUUUUUCCUUGCUGGGCAUUAGGCUCAUUCCUUUUUGUUUAUAUGUGCAGGAAAAUAGCUAUAGUGGUGGUAAGAUUCGUGGAUGCUUGGGGAAUGUGUAUCGGUGGUGAAUGGAUUCAAGGAGUCGAGAGUUCAAUUUUUGAGGAUGUAGUCUUAUUUUUACGGUCUUUAUAUGUAUUUUCCGCACUUAUUAUGUAACUUCUUUUAUUUUAAAUUAUGUUUUGUUUUAAGACAAUGGGAUCCCAUAUCCUACUUAUUUCAUGAAAGUAACUCUUAUUUCUACAAGUUUCUAAUAAAUUUAUGGUAUUUUCGCAAAUGUAAGUUUUAUUAAGGAUUUGUAUGUAUAGUUUCGUUAAUGG